Molecule: messenger RNA, 2760 nt
Organism: Onychostoma macrolepis
Lineage: Eukaryota; Metazoa; Chordata; Actinopteri; Cypriniformes; Cyprinidae
Gene: wipi1
Product: WD repeat domain, phosphoinositide interacting 1
Exons: 12
Coding region: 293-1591 (432 amino acids)
Biological process (GO): protein localization to phagophore assembly site; nucleophagy; protein lipidation
Cellular component (GO): phagophore assembly site membrane; extrinsic component of membrane; cytosol
Molecular function (GO): phosphatidylinositol-3,5-bisphosphate binding; phosphatidylinositol-3-phosphate binding; protein binding
Source: RefSeq, a predicted model, not a curated record
CCACUAGUACGGGAUGUUGAUGUGACGCAACAACGAUCAGCUGGUUUUGUUUUGCUUCAUUCUCUGUGCUCCGCUUGAAGUCGUAAAUGUACAAAAUACUCCUGUUUUAAUUCAUUAAUGUGAGGCGGAAGAACAGGCAAAGCGUUGGAGUAUAUUUGUCUUCCAUUUUAUUCGGACCAUCCAGUUUUUCCUCAGUAGGUCUCCGCUUUGCCACUAUCUUUCCGAGCGGUCCAGCCGAUCCCAGGCCUCCGAUCCAGGGCGGAGGGAGGGAAGGAGGUCGUUGGGAAUCGGGAUGGAGACCGGAGAUGUUGGGCCGGGGCUGUGCUGCGCCUCCUUCAACCAGGACUCCACGUCUUUGGCUGUGGGCACCAAAACUGGAUACAGGCUAUUCUCUGUGACCUCAGUGGACAAACUGGACUGCAUUCAUGAGAGCACAGAAACUCCAGAUGUGUAUAUCGUGGAAAGGCUUUUCUCCAGCAGCCUGGUUGUGGUGGUGAGUCAGUCCAUGCCACGUCGCAUGAAUGUCUACCACUUCAAAAAGGGCACAGAGAUCUGCAACUACAGCUACUCGAACAACAUUCUUGCUGUGCGUCUAAACAGACAGAGACUGGUUGUCUGUCUGGAGGAAUCCAUUUAUAUCCACAAUAUAAAAGACAUGAAACUCCUGAAGACCCUUCUCAACACACCAUCCAACCCAUCGGGCCUCUGUGCUCUCUCCAUCAACCAUUCCAACUCUUUCCUGGCAUAUCCAGGAAGUGACACCAUCGGAGAAAUUAUUGUCUAUGAUGCCAACAGUCUGAGCACUGUGACCAUGAUUCCAGCUCAUGACAGUCCACUGGCUGCCAUCACCUUCAGUGCUUCCGGCACCAAACUGGCCAGUGCUUCUGAAAGGGGCACAGUGAUUCGAGUCUUCUCCAUUCCAGAGGGAUUGCGCUUGUUUGAGUUCCGGCGCGGGAUGAAAAGGUAUGUCAACAUCAGCUCCCUUUCCUUCACCCCGGAUGCUCAGUUCCUCUGUGCCUCAAGCAAUACAGAGACGGUGCACAUUUUCAAGCUUGAACAGCACAGCCCAAGUGGGGAGGAGGAAGCUCCCUCUUGGUCAGCAUAUGUAGGUAAGAUGUUCACAGCAGCCAGUAGCUACCUCCCAGCACAGGUGUCAGGCAUGAUGAGUCAAGACCGAGCCUUUGCCACCGUCCGGCUCCAGAUGGCGGGUCAGAAGAAUGUCUGUGCCCUGGCAACAAUCCAGAAGCUUCCACGUUUGCUUGUGGCCUCCUCUGAUGGGCAGCUAUUCAUCUAUAACAUUGAUCCUCAAGAUGGGGGUGAAUGCAUUCUGGUGCAGAAGCACAGGUUGUUUGGAUCAGAUAAGGAUUGGGAGGAGACGGAGAAAUCCGAACUCACGGAGCCACCGCAAGCAUGCCAGUCCUAUGCUGCCACUGUGGCCAUCCCCACCUCUGGACCUGUUACAGCCACUCUCACAGGCUACUCAGAGGAUGGGGGAGCUAAGAAGGGUGAGGUGAUUCCCGAGCACGAGUUUGCAGCAGGGCCUGUGUGUCUGGACGACGAAACGGAAUUUCCUCCCGUGAGCAUUCGCUAACCUCCCCACGUCUAAGCGGCGGUGGUGCAUUCCAGUGAAUGGGCUUGUCUUGUCCCUCUGUCCACAAGCACUCAAACUAAGUGUGAUUUAUUAUCUUUAACCAAACCAACACCAGCCUGUUCAGGUCUGAUGACAGAAAGCAGUUAAUAAUAAUGCAUUUUACCAGGACCAAAUGUUGCAGUUUAAUCACAUCAGAAGAUGAACAUGUUGUCUAUUACACAACAUAAAAGACAAAUAUCACUCCAAACAUUACUUCUUUGAUGUAUGAAAUAAUGAAGUAUAUAUUUCAGUGGUAUUAUUAUGUAUUUAGACUGAAAUAAUGCUACAAGUUCUGGGUGAAUACAGACAAAGUGGGACACUUAAAGCUUAAUCAUUAUUACUAAAAAUCAGAAGUUCAUAUAACUAGCACGUGAUGACAUACACUACUAUCAAAAGUUUGGGGGAAGUAAAAUGUUUUUUUUUUAAAGAUAUUAAUAUUUUUAUUCAGCAAGGAUGCAUUAAGUUGAUCAAAAGUAGUGGCAGUAAAGACAUUUGUAAUGUUACAAAAUAUUCUUAUUUCAAAUAAAUGCUAUUCUUUUCAUCAAAGAAUAGCAUUUCAACUAUUCAUCAAAGAAUUCUGAAAACAAAAGUUUUAAAAAAUAUGAAACAGCACAACUGUUAAUAAGAUAAUUAUGAGAAAUGUUUCCUGAGCAUCAGAGCAUAUUAGAAUGUUUUCUGAAGGAUCAUGUGACACUGAAGACUGAAGAAAUGAUGCUGAAAAUUCAGCUUUGACAACACAGGAAUAAAUACAUUUUAAAAUAUAUUAAAAUAGAAAACUGUUAUGAUAUUUCACAAUAUUGCUUUUUUACAUGUUUAAAUAAAUAAAUAAAUGCAGCCUUGGUGAGAAUAAGAGACUUCUUUCAAAAGCAUAAAAAAUCUGUAUAUGUAGCCUAUUGGAUUAUAUUUAACGGCAGUGAAAAAAUCAUUAAAAAGUGUUCCACAUGAUCUGUAUUCAUCUUAGAUGGUGAAAUACAUUUUCUGACACUAAACCUGCUGUUGCUGUUGUAGUCUAAUGAUGUUUCUGAUCUUAUUUACAUGGACGUGAGCACAAGUUAGAUGACUAAUUUGUUUGUUUGUGUACAGACAGGACAAUGAACAAUGCAUUAAAUCCACCAGUUAUUUGUCUUUGA